Messenger RNA from Eurytemora carolleeae, 545 nucleotides. RefSeq names its product protein Skeletor, isoforms B/C. The record is from RefSeq and is a predicted model, not a curated record. NCBI's taxonomy places the organism in Eukaryota, Metazoa, Arthropoda, Copepoda, Calanoida, Temoridae.
UAAAAAUGAAAACAUUUGUGGCCCUUCUGGCAUUAAGUUCUGUUGUUUCGGCAAAAAUUACGCAGAAAUAUAUCGGAAAAUUAAGUACCCUGCAGCAUGACGUAUCUGGAGAUGUCUACGCCAAGGAUGAAAACACAUUAGUUAUUGAAAACUUUAAGUAUGAUGGAGCUGGUCCUGAUGCCUUCUUCUGGGUUGGUAAGACUGGAACCCCCGCCGCCACCGACACCGCCAUGACCCUCAUCCUCGCCCACCCAUACGAGGUGAGUGACGUCAAGUGGUUGUCCAUCUGGUGCAGGAAAUUUUCCGUGGAUUUUGGAAACACUAUGUUCCCUGAGGACCUCGUGUUUGAUGACGAAGAUGAUGUCCCAAGUCCCCUUGCUCCUGAGGAUGAUGAACACAGCCAGGAUUGGAACCAUGUUGACAACCAUGUUGAUCCUCAGGCUGAACCUGAGCCUGACUCUGAGCCCGAGCCCUACAGCGCUAGCUCCGUCCUUAGCCUUGCUCUCCCAACCCUCUUGGUUGCCCUCCUAGCCAAGCUCAUGUAA